AUGUCUUCUCCGGCGCGUUCAACGCGGUCGAGUCGCGCUUCGACACCAGCAGACGAUAGCUCCUCGAUUGUAUCCAUGGCUCUGGAGUCGCCAGGAACCAGGAUGAGGAAGCUCAUGGCCGCUUUCGACGAAGAGUCAGACGAUGACGCAGGCCAGAGUGAAGAGGAGGAUGAGCCAGUCUUCAAGCCUAGAGGCAGACUGGCUGCUAGGAUGGGAGGUGCAGCUCCUCCAAUCCAAGAAGAGUCAUCUUCAGAAGACGAGGAUUCACCUGCAAAAGUCACACACUCGAUCGAGAUGGCUCGCACAGAAACACAACCCAGCCCUCCUCGCAAGAGCCUUGUGCAUCGAGCCUCGACUCCCGCAGCAUCUGCCCGAUCAGAAAGUCCUGGCUUGUUUAUGUCGCCAGCUCCCGAGCAGAGACGAUCCAUUGACGAAAACUCGAACCACGCAAGCGACUCGGACUCGGACCUUCCUGCAGACCCAUCGGCACCCUCUCGUCUCCGCGACCUCGUUAACCGCCGCCGUGCUGAGAGACUGGCAAGAGAGCAGGCAGAAAAGGAAGCAGAGGAAGAACGUGCCACUAGCGGCCAAGCUCCUCUGUCAGACAUAUUCAACGACGAGGAUACAAGGGACGAAGCUACUGAGCGAAGACUCACACAGUCUGCAAGACCCACUCGAAAAGCCAGUAAGAGGGCAUUGGAAGAGAUGAACAGGGAAACACAAAGAAUCAAGAGAAACAUGCAAUUGACACAUCAGGCAAAGGUCAAGAAGAGAUUCACACCCCAAGACUUCCUCUCUGCAUUCAAUCGCCCCAAGACUUCGUCUGGUCUUGCAAAUGUCACAAACGCGGCAGACGUUACCUCUUCCUCUCCUCCGCCUGAGCCUUUCUCAGAGACUGGUGCGGACGAGGACCGCGAUACACCACCAUCAAGUCCUCCAAGUGUUGAUGACUCUCUCAAAAUGAUCCCUGAACGGCUCAUGGGCACAGAAACUGUCGAAGAGAAGACUGUCAACAAGGGCAAAGCUCCUAUGCCUCAACCACCCACUGAACAUAAGUCGAUACCAAUUCGCAAGGUCCGCGUCAAGAUCCCUAAACACAGCAAACUCAACAGAUCAAACGACGACGACGAGGAUGAUCUCGAGAUUGUCCACGAUCCCCUCGCCAUGUUCAACCAAGUUCCCAAGAUGCAAACUCCGGAAGGACGAACCAUGUUGAUGCUCCGACACCUUGCCCAGCUCACUGGCAACGGCGACAGGAUCCGCAGCAAGAAGGGACAAAAGCCAUCCAUCUCACCUCAGCAACUCGAAAUCCAGCUCCGCCAACGCGCUCGCGAAAUCGCAAACCAGGAACGUGCUGCCAGGCUCGCCGACUUGCGUGCCAAGGGCAUCGUGAUCCUGACUGAGGAAGAACGUGAAAGGGAGCAGAUGCAGAUUGAGGACAUGCUGGGAAAGGCAAGAGAAGAAGCCGAAAAGUUGCGCAAGCAAGAAAAGGCCACUGCCAAAGCCAAUGGAGAGGACGUUGGCAUCAGCUCUGAUGAGAGUGAGGACGAGGACUAUGUUGGCAGUGACGAAGAAGUCAGAGCCCCGGCAGAAGAGGCGGAUCAAGAAGAAGAGGAAGAGGAUAUCGAGCUCUCUGGCUCUGAAGAGGAGGACACUGUCGACCAUGACAUGAUCGAUGCCGAGGCCGGCGAAGAAGACCAGGACAAGCUCGAGGAGACAGAAGACCAGGCCGAAGAUGAGACACCUCAAGACGAUGAACCUCAGUUGCCCAAGUCCAGAAGGGCACGCAGGAAACAUAUCAUCGACGACGACGAGGACGAAGAUGGACCGACAACUCAACAAACAUCAGGUGAUGGUAUCAAUGAUGAGCUUGCCGCUGCAUUCGGGUUCGGACGAACACCUUCCGCCCCCAUGGGCAUGUCUCAGAUGUUCGCAGGAACUAUGGACGAUACCCAAGCAUCUGGCAUGAUGGUUUCUCAGGAUCAAGAUUCUUUCGAGAUGCUUCGUCAACUUCCUCCUUCUGCUCCCAUGCCUUCAAUGCCCCUGUUCGAAGAUUCUCAGGAUGCCGUUGCUGACAGCCAAGUUGACGCUACUCAGACUCAGGCAAAUGAGCCCACUCAGCAGAUGGAUCUACAGUUCCCUCAAUCCUCUGCUGACUCGCCUGCAAUUAAUCGCAUGUCGCAGUUCUCUCAGAUCCCGGACCCAUCUCAGGAUGUCGGCUUCGAUCCUAACGUUACUCCCCUUGCUGACCGAGUUCGUGCUCCCUCGUCUACUGUCGAGACUGUCAUGCUCGGUGUGCCAGAAUCUCCUGUCGUUCAGCGUCGUGGUCGUCUGGUCAGGCGUUCUGAGGUCGACCAGCAGGCAGAUGAAGAAGCAGUGCCGUCUUCAGCACCCAUUGCUGUCGGAAAGCCAUCGGAUGCAUUCAGUGUUAUGCGUCAACAGAAGAGUAACGCCAAGGGCAUGGUCGAUGAACAAGCCGAGGAAUCCGAAGAUGAGUAUCGCGGUCUUGGAGGUGCAAGUGACGACGAAGACGCCGGUUCUGGCGACGAAGAUGACAAGCAAAUGAUUGACGAGACGGAUGUCAAAGUCGACGAACGCCAGCUCGCGGCUCUUUAUGCUGAAAAGUCGCGUGUGCAAGACGAGGCCCAGACAAGCAAGCUGUACAAGGAUCUCAUGUCUGGUGCUCUCCGCCGCAAACGCGGAAUCAACGCCUUCGAACUCGACUCUGAUGAAGACGACCAGGUAGUUGAAAGAAGACGACGCAGACAACGCGAAGAAGCUCGCAAGCGUAAACUUCUGCUUCAAGACGAGACGCUGGGUAAACUUGGCAGCAACGACAAGAAAGAGGCCUUCCUCCGUGCCAUUGAGGAUAGAGACGAAGCCGACGAUAUUGAUUUCCUGGACGGUCUUGAUGUAGAUGACGAUGUGGAAAUGGUUGACUCACAACAGCAACCUUCUGCAUCUCAACCCACUGCUUCUCAAGCUGGCGAUGAAGAGCAGUCCAAUACUCUCAAACGACCAGCCGACGCCCUCGAACCCAGCCGAUCGUCUCAACAAGCCCAACCUCUGCAAAAGAAAAAGUCCAUCGCAUCAGCAUCUUCUCUUCGCCGCUCCGGCCUCAGCGACACAUUCCGCAAGCCCAAAUCUCUCGCCGAAGUCCGCGACUCGCUUUCUUUCCUGAUUGAUGACCCUUCAAACGAAGAACUAGCUUCUGAAAUUCUGCUGUCUUCAGACGAAGAAAGAGAAGUCCGCGCCGUAUCUUCUGAACCCAGAGCCCCUGCUUCCGCCCGCAGAGUCCCCGCCAAAGACUCGAUCAUCGACCGCCUAACCCUCAAGAAACAAGCCUCUUCCUCCAUCCCCGAAACCGCAGACGCAAACCUCGCAUUUUCGUCGCUGUCCCAACAAGCCAAAGGAAGUUUCUCCUUUAAGCCAGCUAGCUUGCUUAGGAAAGCCACUGUCAAUAAUUCUUCGAUGGGUGAGAAUAGAGCCCCUCCGAGUCUUAACAAGGAAGGCAGUAGUGGGAUCAGGAAUGGAGGUAGCAAGAAGAGUAGUAUUAAUUACCAGGCUAGAGAGGCGGAGAGGCAGGAGAUUGUGCAAAAGGCGGCGAAGAGGAGGGAGGAGAAUGUCAGGAAGAUUGCUGGGUUGAGACGUAAGGCUGGGGGUGCGCUUGUUGCACUGGGCAGCGUGGGUGGUGGGUUUGAGUGA
Aureobasidium vineae is the source of this 3705-nucleotide messenger RNA. NCBI's taxonomy places the organism in Eukaryota, Fungi, Ascomycota, Dothideomycetes, Dothideales, Saccotheciaceae. The record is from the annotation of a GenBank genome assembly.